ACACACAAUGGCAGCCAGUGGUUCAGCUGUGACGGUCCUGACUCCUAAUGGGAGAAGACAAACGGUUAAAGUUUCUCCAAACACGCCGCUAUUACAGGUGCUGGAGGAUGUCUGCAAAAAGCAUGGAUUUAACCCCGACGAUCACGGUUUGAAAUUUCAGAGGACUACUGUUGACCUCACGCUGCCAUGGAGGUUUGCCAGCCUGCCCAACAAUGCAAAACUGGAGAUGGUGACAAGUACAAGGAAACAGGCUGUAGCUGACAGCCAGGUGCGGAUUGCGCUGCAGAUGGAGGACGGCUCUCGGCUCCAGGGUUCGUUCUCCUGUGGACAGACUCUGUGGGAACUGCUCACACAUUUUCCCCAAAUCAGUGUGUCGGAGUCAGAAUCCACCCCUGUGUGUGUUUACAUGAGAGAUGAGGUGAGUGGCGAGGAAGCUCUGAAGAAGGCCACUCUGAGGUCUCUGGGUCUGACUGGAGGAAGUGCCAUUGUCAGGUUUUUACUGAAAAAGAACAAAGCGCAGGGAGAGGAAGAUGGUGGUGAACCCACUGAAACAGCUGCUAUGUCAAACACACCCGUUGCCAAGGAAACCACACCUAGCUCUUCAUCUCAGCCAGAUCCUGCUCCGUCUCAUCCGGAGACAUCAACAACAGAGGUGCCAAUUAAAAAUUCAACCCCCCAUACGCCAAUCGAAGCCCACCCUGCUCCAACUCCUGCCUCCGCCACAAGUAGCACACUUCCUGUCAAUCAGGAAGAGGUUCCAAACUCCCAGGAUGCAGUUCGGCCAAAGAUCCCUCUUGGCGAGAGAGGAAUGCCAGAGGGAGAUGGCGAGGAAGCAGGCCCAUCAGGACUGAACUCUCACCCUUCAUCCUCCUCCUCCGCUCCCUCAGCUCCUUUCAUUCCCUUCUCUGGAGGCGGUCAGCGCCUCGGGGGUCCCUGCGGAGGUGCAGCGGGACGCUCGCUGUCUUCAUCCUCAUCAUCCUCAUCUCUGUCCGCUUUCGGGGCCACAGUAGAAUCACCCAAAGCCAAGAAAGCAAAAUCCAGCCACAGUUCUAGCACCAAGCAUCAGACCACUGCCAACCAGCUAGAUGAGGACAUGGAGCAAGGGGAGAAGUACUUGGAGCCAGUAGAGAGGGAGCUUCUCGUCUACCACCUGGACUCAGUGUCCCGACGCUCUGACGACCACAGCGAUCUGCCUGACGAGUUCUUUGAAGUGACGAUGGAUGAUGUGCGCAAGCGCUUUGCCCAGCUGAAGAGCGAGAGGAAGAUGCUGGAGGAGGCUCCGCUGAUGACUAAAUCCCUGAGAGAAGCACAGAUGAAGGAAAAGAUGGAAAGAUAUCCCAAAGUGGUCCUAAGGGUCCAGUUUCCAGACAGACAUGUACUGCAAGGCUUCUUCAGGCCCCUGGAGACAGUUGGUGCUGUGAGGCAUUUCGUGAGGAGUCACCUGGAGGAUCCUAAGCUCAGUUUCUACCUGUUCAUCACCCCGCCAAAAACCAUCCUGGACGACCCCUCAGUGACACUGUUCCAGGCCGACCUGUUUCCUGGCGCUCUGGUGUACUUUGGCUCUGACGUUAAGACAGAUUUUUACAUAAAAAGGGAACUACUCAAAUCUUCUGUCUCUGCCUUGCAAGCAAAUGAGUCCAUUGCAAGCUGCAUACUGCUGUCCCCAACACCCUCCUCCAUGUCUGAGGGCUCCGAGGAGCCACUGCCUCCUCCGGAGCCGAGAGCGGACACCAGCCGGUCCACACAGGACGAGAGUGACCCUGCUGCACACACUCAGGCUGCUAAACCUACCAGAUCCGACCCGGGCAAGGUGCCCAAGUGGCUCAAGCUUCCAGGUAAGAAGUAAGACUGCUGCUGUGUGCUGAUGGGAGGACUCACCACGACAGACGUCUGACAAGCUGCGUGCAGACCGAGUAGAGCACUUAAACCUUUGCUGCGCUUUGAAAAAACUCGACUUUGUGACAGCAGCGGACUAAAUCCAUUGUUGAAGAAGCCUGCACUUGACUUGGUUUUAAAAUGGUCACAAUAAUGAGAUAAUGACUGAGGAAAUAGUGAAUAUAGCAAAUUGCCAAGAGGAUUGUUGUGUUUCAUUCCAGUUGGAGAGAGUGCUGAAGAAAACGCUUUUAUUCAGCGGGUGAAAAUGUUGUGCAAAGUGAAUAAAGAUGGUUGUACUAUAA
This is a messenger RNA of Plectropomus leopardus (leopard coralgrouper), 2177 nucleotides long. RefSeq names its product ASPSCR1 tether for SLC2A4, UBX domain containing (gene aspscr1). NCBI's taxonomy places the organism in Eukaryota, Metazoa, Chordata, Actinopteri, Perciformes, Serranidae. Gene Ontology annotation, biological process: signal transduction; intracellular protein transport; glucose homeostasis. Gene Ontology annotation, cellular component: cytoplasm; nucleus; vesicle membrane. The record is from RefSeq and is a predicted model, not a curated record. Gene Ontology annotation, molecular function: protein binding.